AUGUCUUUUCCAAGCCACAGACCCUGUCGAUACAUCAGGCGCGAUGGAGAACUAUCCAAGAGUUGGUUUCAUAAGCUUCCGGUCCUCACUCAGCGUGAUUCUGACCCUACAUCAACCCCUCUCUGCUCCGGAUGCGACAAUUUGGAUCUUCCGGGUAUCGUUGCCCGUAUGCGACUCAUGCGAGCCGAUCGUGAUAUGAACAGAAUUGCGUUGCCUCCUUGGACGGACUCUGCGGGUUUCCCUCUGAACGAUGGUGCUUGCGCAUUGUGCGCAAUGUUCACAGCAAAUUGGGAUGGUAGAGGAGACAUCCACAUCGAAUGGAUGGGUUCGAUCUACUCUGGCGUAAUAGGCAGGCUCUCUUCGUGGUCUCCGGCGCCUGUGGUGUUUUACGAUUUGUGGUCGACGAAAACAGCAGUGUUUGAGAUAAGUCCAACACAGGAUAGUCACCUGGAUCCUAUGUCGCGUCUGUUGAAUCCAAGCUCUAUUGACUUCGACCGAAUACAGCACUGGUUGCAGUCCUGUUUCAACGCUGACAUGGUACCGCAGCCUCGUCAAAAGACGGCCUAUCUGCGAGGAUUCCGCUUGAUCCACUGCAGAUCACGUGAGAUCACCAGGCCUUCACAAGAGUGUCGCUAUGUCGCACUCUCUUAUGUAUGGGGCAAAAACCCACUAGAAAAAUUGCAAUGCCAGCGCUUCCCGCGGACCAUCGAAGAUACUUUCAGCGUUUGCCUGAAACUUGGAUUUGAAUAUAUCUGGAUCGACCGCUACGUAAGUGUGCCACGAGGCUGCUCAAAAUUGCCGAAGAGGUUCUCAACGAGGCAGUGUAUCGAUCAAGACAAUCAUGAAGAUAAACAUGCUCAAAUUAGCCAGAUGGACGUCAUCUACUCUGAGGCGUCAUUGGUUAUUAUAGCUGCAGCUGGCGAUGAUCCGACAUACGGACUACCGGGAGUGAGUGCUCAGGCUCGCAUACCCCAGCAGUCUAUCAAGUUAAGGAACUGUACAUUGCUACAGACAUUUCCGGAAGUAUGCAAUGAAAUCGAGGCAUCUACAUGGAUGAGCCGUGGAUGGUAA
Messenger RNA from Alternaria burnsii, 1071 nucleotides. RefSeq lists its product as uncharacterized. The transcript is spliced from 2 exons. The record is from RefSeq and is a predicted model, not a curated record. NCBI's taxonomy places the organism in Eukaryota, Fungi, Ascomycota, Dothideomycetes, Pleosporales, Pleosporaceae. The coding region runs from base 1 to 1071 and encodes 356 amino acids.